Messenger RNA from Spodoptera litura, 474 nucleotides. RefSeq names its product small ribonucleoprotein particle protein SmF (gene SmF). Gene Ontology annotation, cellular component: pICln-Sm protein complex; catalytic step 2 spliceosome; U1 snRNP. Lineage: Eukaryota; Metazoa; Arthropoda; Insecta; Lepidoptera; Noctuidae. Gene Ontology annotation, molecular function: RNA binding. Gene Ontology annotation, biological process: mRNA splicing, via spliceosome; spliceosomal snRNP assembly. The record is from RefSeq and is a predicted model, not a curated record.
UCCAUCUGUUUGUCUAUGUUUUCAUACUGUCAUUCUUUCAGCUUGGCGUUAGCGGCUCCGGGUUGGCUUGUUAGCAUUUUAGGUUAUAUUUUGUGUUUAGUGAAACAAAAGAUAAUACUAUAAAAAUGGCGGCGGCAAUGCCAAUAAACCCUAAACCAUUCCUCAACAGUUUAACAGGCAAGUCGGUGCUAGUUAAACUGAAAUGGGGCCACGAAUAUAAAGGAUUACUUGUAUCCGCUGAUGGAUACAUGAACCUACAACUAGCAAACACCGAAGAAAUCGUAGAUGGCUCGUGUACAGGAAACCUUGGAGAGGUUUUAAUACGUUGCAAUAAUGUGCUAUAUGUAAGAGGCGCUGAGGAGGAAGAUGAAGAAGGAGAAAUGAAAGAAUGAAAAACUCUUUACGAUUAUAAAAUAAGGCUUAGAUUAAGAUUUCCAAUACUUUAAGUUCUAAUAAAGAUACUUUGUAUCUACA